Alternaria triticimaculans is the source of this 990-nucleotide messenger RNA. RefSeq lists its product as uncharacterized. The transcript has a single exon. The coding region runs from base 1 to 990 and encodes 329 amino acids. NCBI's taxonomy places the organism in Eukaryota, Fungi, Ascomycota, Dothideomycetes, Pleosporales, Pleosporaceae. Gene Ontology annotation, molecular function: nucleic acid binding. The record is from RefSeq and is a predicted model, not a curated record.
AUGCAGCUCGCGAUCAACACAGUCAAACCGCUCAAACUCGUAGCGAAGAUGCAUGAGAACGAAUCCUUUGAUCCUGCGGUCGCCCAAGAGGAGACUAAGUCCUCAUUCCCCGGAGCGAUCCAUAUCCAAAACGCCGUCGCGGCCACAGAAUUUGCGCUCAACAGCUACACUCAACCUACCUCUCUUCGCGCACUAGUCAUAUGGGCCGAUGGGAAUGGAGGUAGACGCGACGACCCGUGCACCGCAGCUAUAGGCUACCACGAUCCUCUAUCUGGAGAAUGGGAAGCGCACAUCACAGUUAGCCAUCAUCCUUCUUGGACUGAAGCUAGCCUCAUCGCUAUCCAGGAAGCUUUCCGUGCCGCUGCGGCGAUGGCUGACCACAUCGACCACUUGAUCGUGUUUUCCAAUGCACAAGAAGUGCUUGCGAAUCUUGAAAAGAGCAGCGAUCUCUCGUGGGGACGAGAUGAAGCUCUCGUAGAAAGGGUACAGCAGGCUGCAAAGAAGCUCAUGGUAAAAGAUGUGCAGGUGGAUCUGCAUUUUGUACCAAACCGCACGAAAAUUGAAGGUCAUAGGCGGGUGCAGAAACUCUCCCGAAAAUACAAGAAGAAGGUCUUAGCGGUGGCGCCGAAAGCACUCCUGGAGUAUGACAUUGAUCUUCCUCCGAUCAGACUGAAGCAUCAGCAGCACAAGGAUGCAAAGGAAGAGCUGGAAGGGUUGCUGCGCAACUGCUUAGAGGAUGCGAAGGCAGCAGGCAAAGUCGGACCUCGCAGCUCGUUGAAGCACGAGUGGAGAUUCGAGGCACGUCGUCUACGAAGAGAAGCAAAAAGGGACUAUAGGAAGAUGAGAGAGCGAGAAGGCAAGCCACUGAAGCCGACAGACUCGGAAAUUGCGAUAUUGCGGGCGCAAAAAAGACGUCUCGGGAAGGCGUCUGGAGAGCUGACGGAGGACGAAGAGGUUAUAAUCGACGCAGAGGAGAAUAUCCUGGGAUAG